Messenger RNA from Stegastes partitus (bicolor damselfish), 878 nucleotides. RefSeq names its product endothelin-2. Gene Ontology annotation, biological process: regulation of systemic arterial blood pressure by endothelin; vein smooth muscle contraction; regulation of vasoconstriction. NCBI's taxonomy places the organism in Eukaryota, Metazoa, Chordata, Actinopteri, Pomacentridae. Gene Ontology annotation, molecular function: endothelin B receptor binding; hormone activity. The coding region runs from base 1 to 468 and encodes 155 amino acids. The transcript has 5 exons. The record is from RefSeq and is a predicted model, not a curated record. Gene Ontology annotation, cellular component: extracellular region.
AUGACUACUCAGAGCAGCAUUCUUCUCCUCAUCACUCUUUGGGCUUCAGUGCAGGAUGGUUUGGGUUUUCCGGUGACGAAACAGCUGGAAGUGGAGGCCAGUGACGGCGUCCCGGUGCACAAAGUGAGGACCAAGCGCUGCGCUUGCAGCAACCUGCUGGACUCUGAGUGCCACUACUUCUGCCACCUGGAUAUCAUCUGGGUCAAUACACCCAGCAAGACGACGGUUUAUGGCCUCGGCGGUGCUUUGUCUCGACGCAGAAGGUCCACUGACCGCUGUGCCUGUGCCAAGCAGGACGAUCAAGCGUGCACCGACUUCUGCCAUCUCAGCCCCGAAGUCAAAUCUGUGACGACAAGACAUCAGCUCCGCAUACUCGACAUCCUGAGAGCUGCAGCCAAGAAAACUCCAGAGGCCCCCGAUUCAGACAGAGACGAGUCUUCUGCAGCUCAAAAGAAGAUCCCUCGCUAAAUAAACGAGAGCAGUGAGAGUGAAAGAGAGCAGCGAGCACCUGAACAAAUGACGCUCCUUUGAUAGGGAGGAGGGAAACAAGGGGCUGCUGGGAGACGCGUCCGACGCAGGAAAGGCCGAAGCGCCGCAAAGAAGUCUGUCUGAACCCGCGAUGAAAGAGAGGGUGGAAAAUGCGACAGAGUCCUGCAGAUGCACGGUGGAAACAGAUGUGAAGGAUGAGAAUUGAUAGGAGCUGCUAUCAAGUUCUGUUUGGCUGUCUGGUUUUUUAAGAGCGACUGUACGAAAAAAUAAAAAAGGCCAGACCAGCACUGAGAAAGAGACAUGGAAAGGACAUGCUUACUGUACAUGCAAGUACAGGAAUAUCUGACUUAUAUGUUGUUUUUAUUAUUCAUUUUAUAUAAUGUGUGUAU